Messenger RNA from Syngnathus acus (greater pipefish), 995 nucleotides. It is a transcript of the gene cenph, whose product is annotated as centromere protein H. Bases 231 to 923 code for a protein of 230 amino acids. Gene Ontology annotation, cellular component: kinetochore; nucleus. The record is from RefSeq and is a predicted model, not a curated record. Lineage: Eukaryota; Metazoa; Chordata; Actinopteri; Syngnathiformes; Syngnathidae. Gene Ontology annotation, molecular function: kinetochore binding. Gene Ontology annotation, biological process: chromosome segregation; kinetochore assembly; mitotic spindle organization. The transcript has 10 exons.
CAAAAGAAACGUAACUUCCGGGCGGGUCAAUUCAAUAGAACCAACGAAUGCUAAAGUUUGUUUUGUGAAAAUCGACUUUAAUGGGUUAGCGAUCGAAAAUAAACCCUAUCACUUGUUUUGUGGGUUCUAAAGCUAUUUGUUAGUUAUCAGUGACUGUUGUAUCAUUAUCACUUGACUGUAAUAUUUCGUUUAAAGAUUUGAUCGGACUCCAUUUACCAAGUUGUGGCAUCAUGGAGCCAUCUGAUGAUACGGGAAACCAGGAGGAGGACGUGCCCCUCAACGAUGGAUCCAAUGGCCAAUCUGACAUCUCACCAGACAUACUCAAAAUAAAAGAGCAGCUCUUUAACCAGUGCUUUGAGAUGGAAGUGCAACUUAAUACAGGAACAAACCUGAGCCCGUGCUCUAGCGCUGAAGCAGAGGAACGCUUAGCAGGCAAUGUCAGCGAGCUGGAAAGAAUCAAGGCCCUUCAUUUUAACAGCACACUGGCUUUGCACAGAAUGCAGAUGUGGCAUGCCAUUGAAGAAAAGAUGAAAGAAAAUAACUCUGAGACUGAUGCGCUGAAAGCCAUCAGUGAUCGCUGCACGAUGCUUUGCUCACAGAUAAAAACAGCUCAGCAGGAAUCAAGGGCUCUUCAAGAUGAAAUCACACAACUCCAGAAAAACAGGCUUAAGCUGAAGUGCCUCUUGCAUGAGAAAAUGAAAGAGAUUGAAGACUUGAAGGUGAAGAAACCGCACCCAGAUGCAGAAAAGUACAAAACUGUUUUGGAGAGAGGCCGCACAAACUUGGAAGAAUUAAAAAAGAUGGUCAUCAUGGGACAGAAUAUAUUGAGGGGACUUCUAUUGGCGUACAAAGUAAACUGGAUGGACGAUCGAGAGCUACGAGACAUAGCCCUGACUCUGGAGGAAUUUCCCAUCACCGACUAAAAAAACCCACCUGUCUGUUGUGUGUAUGUGUCUGUUUUAUGUUUCGAAGAUUAAAUAAAUACAAUCUAUAGC